ACAAUCACUUCCAUUUUGAUCAGUUUCUUUUGUUAGUAACAGUGGUGCAGGUAACAUCUGAAGAAGUGUAUUGAAAAUUAUUUCACAAUGAAAUAUUUUUUAUUGUUAACAUUUUGUGUCUUUAUAUGUAUAAUAAUACCUUUAGUUGAAUUAAUUAAUAUUACCCUAAUCCGUCAAGAAUCACCAAGAAAUAGUUUGCAAAGAUUACCAAAAGAAUAUCAACAACAUGUGAAUCACUUGUUCAACUUUAAACCAAAACCAAAACCACACAAUUUUACGAAUGAAUCCAUUGCACUGUUUCGAUUUUUGGAUACUGAAUUUUAUGGUGUGGUCGGCAUUGGAAAACCAGUCCGCUUUUUUAAUAUGAUUUUUGAUACAACUUGGGGUAAUUCAUGGGUUAUUUCUGAUGAAUGCCCACCUCAAGUACCUGCUUGCUGGAUGCAUAACAAAUAUGAUGGAUCGAGAUCUUCAUCACAUAUCGACAAUGGAACUGAUUUUCUUGUACAAGAUGGAAAAUACAACAUUUCUGGAUUCUUUUCAAUCGAUACUCUUCAUAUUGCACACAUGAAUUUGUCAAAUUAUGAAUUUGCUGAAGUUACGGAUCUUCCAUGGCCGUAUAUGUUGAGUAAAGCAGAUGGAAUUAUUGGUAUGGCUAAAGAUCAACUUUCUAAAAAAGGAUCACCUCCGUUUUAUUAUGAGUUAUUUAGAAAAGGAAUUAUUAAACAACCAAUUAUUUCAAUUUAUAUUAAUAGGGACCGUUCAUCAAAUCGAGGUGGAAAUAUAUUUUUAGGUGGAAUAGAAAAACAUUACAAUGGAUCAUUCGAUUAUGUACCAUCAACCAGUCCUGCUUAUUGGGAUUUUAAAAUGGAUAGAAUUAUCGUAAACGUUAAAGGAAAAUCAUUUCCAGUUUGUGCGAAUGGUUGCACAGCUGUCGUGGAUACCAGUACAAAUGCAAUUGUUGGUCCUAGUUCAGAAUUGAAAAGAAUUAAUCGUCUUAUAAAAGCAAAACCGAUUGCAUAUGGACGGUUCGAGGUUGAUUGUGACAGAAUAAAUAUCUUGCCAAAUAUUUCAUUUGUUUUAAAUGGAAAGGACUUUGUAUUAAAAGGUACAGAUUACGUUCAAAAAGUUGCAUAUCAUGGAAUUGAAUUGUGUCUGUCGACUUUCCAACCAGUAAAUAAUUAUAUAUCCAAUGAAAACGAAUGGACAUUAGGUGGUGCAUUUUUAAGCGCAUAUUAUACAAUACUUGAUGUUGCCAAUAAUCGUGUAGGAUUUGCUCCUAUUUUAAAAUAAAAAUCAGCAUCGGAAUUUCAAAUAAAAGGUUUAAUAUAUUCACGGUAAAAUAUUUUUUUGGAAUUUGAUAAACUAAAAUUUAUCAUCGGCGAGUAUGACUGCACAUAAACUUACCAUAAAUUGAAUUAAAUAAACUAAAUGAAAAUUGCCAGCUCUUAUAUUUUUUACUAAUAUAUGGUUUUUGACGAAAAUUCACCAGAAAUAAUACAAAACACGCCUAAAUUUUAAAACUUCAGCUAGCCAAAGUUUCUAAUCUUUAUAAAAAAAGCAAACUAUUAGGCGAUUAUGUAAAGACCAUUUGAAACUUUCUAUAUUUUCGAUCCAUAUGCAAUCGGUUUUGCUUUUAUAAGACGAUUAAUUCUUUUCAAUUCUGAACUAGGACCUAAAACCACCAAAUUAUCUCUCA
Molecule: messenger RNA, 1696 nt
Organism: Chrysoperla carnea
Lineage: Eukaryota; Metazoa; Arthropoda; Insecta; Neuroptera; Chrysopidae
Product: lysosomal aspartic protease-like
Exons: 8
Coding region: 88-1290 (400 amino acids)
Biological process (GO): proteolysis; cell death
Cellular component (GO): lysosome
Molecular function (GO): aspartic-type endopeptidase activity
Source: RefSeq, a predicted model, not a curated record